AAAUGAAGUCAGUGUGCCCUUGUGCACCAAUUAUCACCACACACCUCUUCUGUAAUGCCCAUUUCCACUUUCUCUAUCUAAAUUCACCACUAUUAGCAGUGAAGACACAUCCAACUAGUAGUAGUAGUAAUAGUUUUUGUUUCUUGGAUUCUUGUUGUGUUGAUUCAUUUUUAUAUAUACUUUACACUUUUUCAAGUUCUCAUCUUUUUUUCAUUUCUUACUUAGUUUCUUUAGGUAUCUAUCCUUAAUGGCUCUUUCAGCAUUCUCUUUGUUUCCCACUCAUUUAUCAUCAAAAACACUAUCUUUAGACUCUUCACAUAAACAAGAUUCUUUAUUAACUCAUUUGUUUUGGGGAGUAGAUCUGAAAGACCAACACCCCCAGCUUCAGGUAAAGAAGAAGCCAUGUGGGGUUUGGGCAUCACUAACAGAAAGUGGAGAGUAUUUUUCACAAAGACCACCAACUCCUUUAUUGGAUACAAUCAAUUAUCCAAUUCAUAUGAAGAACUUAUCUGUUAAGGAAUUGAAACAACUGGCUGAUGAACUUCGCUCCGAUGUUAUCUUCAAUGUUUCUAAGACCGGAGGUCAUCUUGGUUCGAGCCUUGGCGUGGUUGAGCUUACUGUGGCUCUUCAUUAUGUCUUUAAUACUCCACAAGAUAAGAUACUAUGGGACGUUGGUCACCAGUCUUAUCCUCAUAAAAUUCUUACUGGGAGAAGAGAUAAAAUGUCAACGAUGAGACAAACAAAUGGAUUAUCGGGAUUCACUAAACGUGCUGAGAGUGAAUAUGAUUCCUUUGGCACUGGUCACAGCUCUACCAGUAUCUCGGCCGCUUUGGGAAUGGCUGUGGGAAGAGACUUGAAGGGAAAAGAUAACAAUGUCAUCGCCGUUAUUGGUGAUGGUGCCAUGACAGCAGGGCAAGCUUACGAGGCAAUGAACAAUGCUGGAUACCUUGACUCUGAUAUGAUUGUUAUCCUCAAUGACAACAAACAAGUUUCUUUACCAACUGCAAAUCUUGACGGUCCCAUACCACCUGUAGGAGCUCUAAGUAGUGCUCUUAGUAGGCUGCAGUCCAGCAGACCCCUUAGAGAACUAAGGGAGGUGGCCAAGGGAGUCACAAAGCAGAUUGGUGGACCAAUGCAUGACCUUGCUGCAAAAGUUGAUGAGUACGCACGUGGAAUGAUUAGUGGAUCUGGUUCAUCACUCUUCGAAGAGCUUGGUCUCUAUUAUAUUGGUCCAGUGGAUGGCCAUAGCAUAGAUGAUCUUGUUGCCAUUCUCAAAGAGGUCAAGAGUACCCAUACAACAGGGCCCGUCCUCAUCCAUGUCAUAACUGAGAAAGGUCGAGGAUACCCAUAUGCAGAGAAAGCUGCUGACAAAUAUCAUGGUGUAUCAAAAUUUGAUCCAGCCACUGGAAAGCAAUCUAAGUCGAAUGCUCCAACUCAAUCGUACACAACCUAUUUUGCAGAAGCUUUGAUAGCUGAAGCAGAAGUUGACAAUAACAUUGUUGCUAUUCACGCUGCAAUGGGUGGAGGAACUGGGAUGAACCUUUUCCUUCGUCGCUUUCCUACACGGUGUUUUGAUGUGGGAAUUGCAGAGCAGCAUGCGGUUACCUUUGCUGCAGGCUUGGCUUGCGAAGGCCUAAAACCAUUCUGUGCAAUAUAUUCUUCCUUCUUACAGAGAGCUUAUGAUCAGGUGAUACAUGAUGUAGAUUUGCAGAAAUUGCCUGUGAGGUUUGCAAUGGAUAGGGCAGGGCUUGUUGGAGCUGAUGGUCCUACACAUUCUGGAUCAUUUGAUGUCACUUACAUGGCAUGCUUACCAAACAUGGUUGUGAUGGCUCCUUCAGAUGAGGCUGAACUCUUUCACAUGGUUGCUACCGCUGCUGCAAUCGAUGACCGUCCUUCUUGUUUCCGGUAUCCUAGAGGAAACGGGAUCGGUGUUGAGCUUCCUGCAGGGAACAAAGGCAUUCCACUGGAGGUGGGAAAAGGCAGAAUUUUAAUCGAGGGAGAAAGAGUAGCACUCUUAGGUUAUGGAUCAGCAGUUCAAAGCUGUGUUGCUGCAGCUUCUUUACUAGAAGCCCAUGGCUUGAGGUUAACAGUUGCGGAUGCACGAUUCUGCAAACCACUUGAUCAAGCCCUUGUACGUAAACUAGCUAAAUCACAUGAGAUAGUUGUCACGGUCGAAGAGGGAUCUAUAGGGGGAUUCGGUUCUCAUGUUGCUCAGUUCAUGGCCCUCGAUGGUCUUCUUGAUGGCACAACCAAGUGGAGACCAUUGGUUCUUCCUGAUCGUUACAUCGAGCAUGGAUCACCUGCCGAUCAAAUGGUUGAUGCUGGCUUGACCCCAUCUCACAUUGCAGCAACUGUUUUUAACAUUCUUGGACGAACAAGAGAAGCUCUCGAGGUCAUGUCAUAGUCAAAUAUUGCAAAUAAAAUUAUGGGGAGUUUUCUCCCUCACAGUGUAAAAAGGAAAUUUGUUGUAAGAGUUGAGCUUUCCAUAGGCCAUAAAUAGAAUAGGUCUAAAUAUCAUAGUUAACUAAUAACAAGAAAGAAUAGGAACCAACAAGCCAUAAGUUUCACUCUGAUCAUCCAAUAAUUUGACAUAAAGAAACACUUUAGAUGAAUCAAAUCAUCCUAUUUCAAAUUUUCAGCGGUA
Papaver somniferum (opium poppy) is the source of this 2644-nucleotide messenger RNA. RefSeq names its product probable 1-deoxy-D-xylulose-5-phosphate synthase, chloroplastic. The transcript is spliced from 10 exons. Gene Ontology annotation, cellular component: chloroplast. Gene Ontology annotation, biological process: terpenoid biosynthetic process; chlorophyll biosynthetic process. The record is from RefSeq and is a predicted model, not a curated record. Gene Ontology annotation, molecular function: 1-deoxy-D-xylulose-5-phosphate synthase activity. Lineage: Eukaryota; Viridiplantae; Streptophyta; Magnoliopsida; Ranunculales; Papaveraceae. The coding region runs from base 248 to 2404 and encodes 718 amino acids.